Gambusia affinis (western mosquitofish) is the source of this 1329-nucleotide messenger RNA. RefSeq lists its product as uncharacterized. Bases 54 to 1085 code for a protein of 343 amino acids. The transcript is spliced from 9 exons. The record is from RefSeq and is a predicted model, not a curated record. NCBI's taxonomy places the organism in Eukaryota, Metazoa, Chordata, Actinopteri, Cyprinodontiformes, Poeciliidae.
GUCAUCGGGUCUGAUUAGAAGAUUUACGUGAGCCAGUCAGAGGACUGCUGAAGAUGAAGCCAAUACUUGUUUUCUAUAUUUUGCUAAACCAGGUCAUUGGCCAGACAGAAGACAUGUAUCCUGCAAAGAUUCUGGUCCAGCAGAGAACUGUAAGCGAGGGCAAUGACCUGUAUGUAAUCUGCAGCAUGUUCGGUCUAAAGAAGCACCCCUCUUUUUAUGUUUAUUUACUGAAAGAUGGACAAGGAUUUCGUAAAUUAAAACAGAAGCAAACUUUGGAUGAUGUUCUUUUCAUAAUAUCUAAUCUUCAUCUUGAUCACAGUGGAAAUUACAGUUGCUUGUACUCCACUAAAAAUUACAACCUUUCUGAUGUAGAAGGGAAAGGACAGAAUGAAGUUGAGAUUCUGGUUAUAGCCAAUUUCAUCCCAGCAGAGCUCUCCAUAGCUGGACCUUUCACAGUUCAUGAGGGAAGCCACAUUGAGUUCAAAUGCACAUAUUCGGAAAUCCUGCACACUCUCAAUAACUGUCAACUCAUCUACUGUUGGCUGAAGAAGAAUGAGACCAUCCUUCAAAUACAAGUAUUUGAUCUUGCUCAGAUGGAAGCCUCUUUCAGCAUUGAAGGUGCCGUUUCAAGGGAUUCAGGUCCAUAUAGUUGCCUUUUGCUGCCAUCAAAAUGCUUCCAGAAACAAUGGAAUGAGCUGCAAGGAAUAAAUACGUUGAUUCUGGAAGUCAAAGAGGAUUUGAUCCCAUGGGUGGCUUUGUCUUGUGGAUUUAUAGUCCUUCUGCUGCUUUUCAGCCUGUGUCUGGGAUGGUUCAUUUACAAAAAUUACUUCAAACUUUUGUACAAGCCAUGUGAGCAGCUGAAAACAGAUGUGUUGGUGCUGACAGAUGUGGAACCACAACAGGGAUCAGAAGAAGAGAAUUCUUUCAGCAUGGAGAGCGAAGAAGAAAAUCAACAGCGUUUUGAGACAACAACGAGUGACGUCUACUACGCAAAUGAGAGAAUUUAUACCGUUAUUCCAGAUGAUUCAACCGCAGGACAGAGUACUUCGCGUGUGCUGUACACCACUUCUGUCACUAAGCAAUAAAAGUCAUCAUGAAAGUCUCCAGAACAGACUUCACCUGAAUGUGAUGUAUAAAUCAAUUACAUGCAUGUAUUUUGUUCAUUUGACUUUUGUGCUAAUCCAGGACAAUGCAACAGUGUUGACCUGAUAGAUUUACCCACAAGGACAGCGCAUUGUUCAUACAACUUGAACUUUUUAUAUUUUGUCACAUAAUUUCAAAUGACUUAAAAAACGUAAAGUAAAAUUAAAAUUUUUGUUUUGUUUUGCA